Molecule: messenger RNA, 1146 nt
Organism: Branchiostoma floridae (Florida lancelet)
Lineage: Eukaryota; Metazoa; Chordata; Leptocardii; Amphioxiformes; Branchiostomatidae
Product: neurofibromin-like
Exons: 6
Coding region: 16-1146 (376 amino acids)
Source: RefSeq, a predicted model, not a curated record
CUGUCUCUGAUUGCCAUGUGUCUUCCCUCCUUACAGAGCCCUGAACAGGUCCUGAUGGAGACCAGGGAACCCAUGGAGUGGCACUUCAAGCAGAUGGACCACUCGGUGGGCCUCAGCUUCAAGUCCAACUUCAACUUUGCCGUGGUCGGUCACCUUCUGAAGGGCUUCCGCCAUCCCAACCCCGCCACGUUUUCCCGCACCAUCCGACUUCUCAUGCUGAUGUUACAGCUCAUCAGCAAGUACAAAAACUGUGACAAGUUUGAAGUCAGUAAGGAGAGUGUUCCGUACCUCGCCGCCUUGAUCUCAGUUUCUGACGAAGUGCGGAGCCGCUGCGUCUUGAAACACCGGAGUAGCCAACUCCUUGCCGAGGCAACCUCCCAGGAGCCUAUCGUCAUGGAAACAAGCCCCACCCAUUCCGCGUCCGGACAGAAGGACUCUGCCAAGAGAAGUAGUCGAGAUCGGGGGACACCGAAGAGUCAGAAGAGCUUGGACAUUCACAUAGGCCACCACACCCCACCACUGCCGUCCCACACCAAAGCUCACAAGUCGCUAAGCACAGACGCCGGCCUGGCCACAAAGAGACAAAAAAGCUUCGAACUUGUCGGGCAGAAGUCCCCGCGGCUGGCAGAAGCCAGCGGGGGCGGGUCUCCGAAACACGAGGCAAGCGGUGGCGACGUGGAGCAGAGCUCGCCACCGAAGGUGAGACGCGUGGCAGAACAAGCAGAAGUGGCCGCCAGGGGAGGCAGCAGGAAACCCUCGCUGUCAGAAAACAACCUGCUGUUGGAUGAAGAGGUGCUAACAGACCAGCAGACACAAGCACUGCUGCUAACUGUCCUAGCAACGUUGGUGAAAUACACCAAUGAUGAAUCAGAGGAGCGAAUCCUGUAUGAAUACCUAGCGGAAGCCAGUGUGGUAUUUCCCAAGGUGUUUCCUAUUGUACAUAGUCUGCUUGAUGCCAAAAUCAACACGAUGCUGUCCCUGUGCCAAGACCAAGUCAUCCUCAAUGCUGUACAGAGUAUUGUACAGAACGUCAUCUCACACGAAGAUGCCAGCCAACACGGGCCCUCCUACCUACAAACUUUUGGCUUUGCUUUUGUGGCCUCGUGUGGUGCAGGUGCCACGUACAGUCUCCAGCAUUUGUUCUAA